This is a messenger RNA of Hordeum vulgare subsp. vulgare (domesticated barley), 1183 nucleotides long. RefSeq names its product ATP-dependent Clp protease proteolytic subunit 6, chloroplastic. Gene Ontology annotation, molecular function: ATPase binding; serine-type endopeptidase activity; ATP-dependent peptidase activity. Gene Ontology annotation, biological process: protein quality control for misfolded or incompletely synthesized proteins. The coding region runs from base 85 to 855 and encodes 256 amino acids. Gene Ontology annotation, cellular component: endopeptidase Clp complex. The record is from RefSeq and is a predicted model, not a curated record. The transcript is spliced from 9 exons. NCBI's taxonomy places the organism in Eukaryota, Viridiplantae, Streptophyta, Magnoliopsida, Poales, Poaceae.
UUGCCCUAACCUCAUCUCACCCUCGCUAGUCCUUCGUUCGCUACCACGCUCAGGCACCUCCGGCCUUAGCCUCGAGUGGCGCCCAUGGCCAUCUCUACGGCCCUCGCUAUCCGCGCCUCUCCCUCCUGCCUAUUCUCGCACAGGGGGAAUGGAAGCAGUGCAUCUCCGGGCCUCCGAGGAAUGCAAGUUUUAACAUCAGGUGUUUCUGCACGGUUGGAUGAGAGGAUACACGGUCAAUCUUAUCUGAGGAAAAAUACAAUCGUGGCAUCAGAGAAUGAAAAUCCACCUUUAAUGCCUGCUAUCAUGACUCCUGGUGGCUCUCUGGAUCUGGCAACCGUACUCCUGGGAAACCGUAUAAUCUUCAUUGGUCAAUAUGUUAACUCGCAAGUGGCACAACGUGUAAUAUCACAGCUUGUCUCACUUUCUGCUAUAGAUGAAGAGGGUGAUGUUCUGAUCUAUCUUAACUGCCCUGGCGGAAGUCUCUAUUCCAUCUUAGCAAUUUACGAUUGCAUGUCCUGGAUCACACCGAAAGUUGGGACAGUGUGCUUUGGUGUUGUUGCUAGUCAAGCAGCGAUUAUUCUUGCUGGUGGUGAGAAGGGGAUGCGCUAUGCGAUGCCUAAUGCUAGAGUAAUGAUUCAUCAGCCUCAAGGUGGAUCAGAGGGUAAUACGGAGGAGGUGAGGAGACAGGUUGGGGAAACAAUUUAUGCUCGAGAUAAAGUUGACAAAAUGUUUGCUGCUUUCACGGGACAACCAAUCGAUAUAGUGAGACAAUGGACGGAGAGGGAUCGCUUCAUGUCUUCUUCCGAGGCCAUGGACUUCGGACUAGUCGACGCAUUGCUGGAAACGGGAUGCUGAGCAAACGGCUGCAAAUUGGAGCUCUAAGUCAGAUACAUUCACCAUGUUUCGUUGCCUUGUCAAUAGGGACCGAACUAUGUUCAGUCACUAGGGAUGAUGACAAGGGGAUGCCAUUUGGCUCUUAGGAGUUGGGCUUCGGCUGCGGGUGAUCGUGUUGGAUAUAUUAUCGAUUUUCUCAUUAAUGUAAUUCGUAAGUAAAUCAUCAUAACAAUGAUGAUAAUGCUAAUCUCUCAUUGUAAGCUAAUGCUAGAAAUAUAUCAUAUGGAAUUAUGAAACUUAUAAGUACUACUUUCUCCGUUUCUAAAUGGAAGUCUUUUAAGAGAUUUUA